Salarias fasciatus (jewelled blenny) is the source of this 2681-nucleotide messenger RNA. RefSeq names its product solute carrier family 22 member 13-like. Gene Ontology annotation, biological process: transmembrane transport. Gene Ontology annotation, cellular component: membrane. Gene Ontology annotation, molecular function: transmembrane transporter activity. The record is from RefSeq and is a predicted model, not a curated record. Bases 146 to 1762 code for a protein of 538 amino acids. The transcript has 10 exons. Lineage: Eukaryota; Metazoa; Chordata; Actinopteri; Blenniiformes; Blenniidae.
CUUGGUUGUCUGUUAGCAAUUGGACAGGCUAUAAACGCGCCAUGAUUGUCAGCUUAAACAUUAACUCGCAGGACAAGAGUCGAGCUGAGCUGUGCUUAAAGCCAAAUCUUCCUCACAUGUUACACAACCGCCUCCAGCAGUCAAGAUGAGCGACUUCGGGCAGAUCCUGAAGGAGAUCGGCUCGUUUGGAUUAUUCCAGAAGCGUCUGGUGGCGAUUUUGUUCAUCCCCAGCAUAUUUGUGGCGUUUGAUGUGAUCGGCCAGGUGUUCACGGCACUGAGCUUCCCUCAUCACUGCAACACGGACUGGAUCCUGGAGCGAGGACCCAACCUGACCCGGGAGAGACAGAAGAACCUGACGAUCCCGGUGAGGCAGGAUGGAAGCUUUGAGAGCUGCAAGAUGUUCUCUCCCGUGGAUCUGGAUUUAGAAACUAUUGAAAAGUAUGGGCUUAACGACACAACAGGAUGUAAGAAUGGAUCAGAUUUUGACAAAUCCCAAAGUGCCUCCAGUAUUGUGACUGACUUCGACCUGGUGUGUGAGGAAAGCAGCCUGAUCGAGGCGUCGCAGUCCAUCUACAUGGCCGGGCUUCUGGUGGGAGCCUUGGUGAUGGGCCAGAUGGCCGACAGAUUUGGCCGGCGCUUUGUGGUCCUGCUGUCCUUACUGAUGCUGCUCCUGUGUGGAGUGGGCAUCGCUUUCUCACCCAACAUCUACGUCUAUAUAGUCAUCAAAAGUAUCGGUGGCAUCUCCAUUUCAGGCAUCAUCGGCAAUGUUUUUGUGAUAGGAGGAGAAUGGAGCGACUCCUCCAAAUUCGCUCACUGCACCAUCCUCUGCCAGUCCUCCUUCCCGGUUGGACUCAUGAUUUUGCCCGGAUUAGCCUAUUUGAUUCCCAACUGGAGGAUCCUGCAGAUGGUUCUCUUCAGCCCUCUUCUGAUUGUGCUUGGAAUCUACUUCUGGAUCCUCCCAGAGUCGGCUCGGUGGCUCAUUACCCGGAGGAGGAAGGACGAGGCCAUCAGGUUGAUCCGGAAAACAGCCAAAAUAAAUGGGAGAGACGUCCCAGAGGACCUGCUGGAUAAGCUGGAGUAUGAUGGUACAACCAAAGGUGGAAACCUACUGGACAUCUUCAGGAAGUCUUAUCUGAGAAAACGUGCUCUCAUAAUGAGCUUCGUCUGGUUUGGGACCAGUCUGACGUACUACGGCCUGAGCCUGAACGUGGGAAGCUUUGGUCUGGAUAUUUACGUCACGCAGGUCAUCUUUGGGUUAGUUGAGAUACCCGCUCGUCUGGGAUCCUUGCCUUGCCUCCAGUACUUUGGGAGGAGACCGUGUCAAGCAGGGGUGCUUUUCCUCGGAGGUGUUUGUUGUCUGGUGAUCAUCGCCAUUCCAAAAGAUCUUCCGAUCGUGGUAACGGUCAUCGCUGUAGUGGGAAAAUUUGCUGCCACAAGCAGCUUCUCCAUUAUCUAUGUUUACACUGCUGAAUUAUACCCUACUGUUAUAAGGCAGAACGGCGUGGGUCUGAACGCCAUGUUUGCUCGUGUGGCGGGAAUCCUCGCCCCGCUGAUCAAGCUCCUGGGCGUCUACCAUCACUCCAUUCCCAUGGUGAUUUAUGGCACCGUCCCGGUCGUCGCUGGCGGUCUGUGCUUACUGCUGCCUGAAACUCGCAAUGCUGAACUUCAGGAAUUUGCAGAAGCGACAGAACCUCAGGAUGACUCUGCCGACAAAGGAUCACUUUUUAUGGAAGACAAAGAAGGGAAGAGCACGAAAUUCUAAUAAAUAUGGUCACAUUGUUCUAUGUAAGUUCAUCAAAAGAAGACAGCUUUUUCUUCGCUAUGGUAAUAUUUUUUGUAUAUUGUUUCCUGAGAGGCAGUUUCAGCUGAGUUUUGUGAGUAUAUGGUUGUGAGCUGUGAAUUAAAGCAGAAUGCUGUGUUAUAUAGAUCAUUCAAACUGUGCCAAUGUCACAUAUCGGGUUAGGUUGAACCGUUUCGAUCUGUAGAAACGUACCGAUUUAAAAUUCAAAAACGUCGACAGGUGGACGGAUGAUCAGGCUGCUAACUGGAAACUUGACAGAUGAGUUAUCGAAGACCUGUUGUCCUGAUUUGAAAGAGCUCACUUAACCGCAGUGGUAACAGUAAUCUGCACAACACAUGACUUCUGGAGCCUGGAUGUUAAACCGGUCCGCAGGUCGAGAGUCCACUGCAGGGAAAAGGAAGAGAUGCAAAAUCAUCAUCCACACACUUAUUGACAUCGUAAGAUCAUUUAGAGUCACCCAUUAACCCAACAAGCUUUGGAGUGACGAAGAUAAAUCAACCACGUCUGCCGCUUUAUUUUUAAAAUCCAUAGUUUUGAUGAUGUGUACAAAGUUGCGUUCUGCUUUAAAAUUAGAAUUGUAUACUGUAUAUAAAGUUAUUAUACUGUAUAUGUAUAUUGCUUUUCUUUUUAUAAAUAGUUUGAAAGUGCAGUUUUAUAGAAAUCCUUUUGUAUUUAUUAACAUCUUUGUCUUAGGAGAGAUCGUUUUGCUUCUUCUGUUAUGCUGCUCUGCCCUCGUGUGAUUCACCGGCGCUUCUCUCACUGCAGCUUCUCUUCUCGUGUUCACAUCUGGUGUUGUACUUUAAACAUGCAACACCGAGGUGUGAUUUUUAAAUACAUUUCAAUCCCAUUGUACUGAAAGUAAAUAUGUGACACACUCCUG